This is a messenger RNA of Kalmanozyma brasiliensis GHG001, 459 nucleotides long. RefSeq names its product Ubiquitin-conjugating enzyme, E2. Gene Ontology annotation, cellular component: nucleus. Gene Ontology annotation, biological process: proteasome-mediated ubiquitin-dependent protein catabolic process; protein polyubiquitination. Gene Ontology annotation, molecular function: ubiquitin conjugating enzyme activity. The record is from RefSeq and is a predicted model, not a curated record. The transcript is spliced from 3 exons. Bases 1 to 459 code for a protein of 152 amino acids. NCBI's taxonomy places the organism in Eukaryota, Fungi, Basidiomycota, Ustilaginomycetes, Ustilaginales.
AUGAGGAUCGCUACUAAGCGUCUCCAGAAAGAGCUCUCGGAGAUCAGGAUCAAAGGAGCUCCAGAAGGCUGCGAGAUCAUCAAGGCGGAAGACUUGCAAGAGUGGCAGUUCUCCAUACAAGUGCUUGGCAACAGCCUCUACCAGGAUCAGAAGUUCGGCCUCCGCUUUCGCUUCUCCGACACAUACCCAAUGGAGAGUCCCGAAGUGGUCUUCAUGACGACAGACGGCUUCCAGGCCCCUGUGCACCCGCACGUCUACAGCAACGGCCACAUUUGUGCUUCCAUCCUCGGCAACGAAUGGUCGCCCGUCCUCACAAUCAGCUCGGUGCUGCUCACUCUUCAGAGCAUGCUGGCAAGCUGCAAGCAGCUUCAGAGGCCGCCGGACAACGACUCUUACGUCAAACGCGCGCCGCUCUCCCCCAAAGACAGCCGAUUUGUCUAUGACGACGAUACAGUUUGA